AUGGCAACUAUAUCCACCCAAUUAAUUCAAGAAAUAUUCACGGAGAAUAUGCACUACUCAAGAAGACUACUUGUAGCUUCCCCUCCACAAUACCACCUUGAGCCCAUCAUGGCUCCAUCGUCCAACCCCGGAAACAGCCACGACGACGACUCAAAAUAUGUACUACUAGUGGUCAACAACGUCCCGAUUGAUGCAAGAGUUUUGAUAAUAUUGUCAGUAAUUUUUUGUGGCUUGAUUUGUACACUUUUCUUGAACUCUAUCAUAAAGUGUGCAUUUAGGAGCUCUAGCCUAUUGCUGAACAACUCAUCCUUAAAUCAUAGAAACCCUUCGACAACAAAGCUAGCAACUAAGGGGAUUAAGAAGAAAACCCUCGAUACGUUCCCCGUUAUAACCUACAAUACUAGGUUGGAACAUCCAGGAUUUGACUCUGAUUGUGUCAUUUGCUUAUCAAAAUUUAAAAUCGGAGAGAAAGUUAAGAUUCUACCUAAGUGUAACCAUUGCUUCCACGUCAAGUGUAUCGAUAAAUGGCUUAAUUCCCACUCCUCUUGCCCUACUUGUAGGCAUUGCCUAAUUGAGACUUGUCCAAAAAUUGUGCCUAGUGAUACUUCAUCAUCACUACCAGUUCAAGAAGUCAUAGUAAGGAUUGAACCUCUCCAACAUGAAAGUGUGGUAUCUAGCAAUUAA
Solanum dulcamara is the source of this 684-nucleotide messenger RNA. RefSeq names its product E3 ubiquitin-protein ligase ATL76-like. The record is from RefSeq and is a predicted model, not a curated record. The transcript has 2 exons. Gene Ontology annotation, molecular function: transferase activity. NCBI's taxonomy places the organism in Eukaryota, Viridiplantae, Streptophyta, Magnoliopsida, Solanales, Solanaceae. The coding region runs from base 1 to 684 and encodes 227 amino acids. Gene Ontology annotation, biological process: protein ubiquitination.